AUGGCGGGGCAAAAUCCAGGAUCUCCAACUGAUUUUCAAUAUUUCUACGAAGAUGAAGUGUAUAAAAUCAAUAACCGCGGUCAAGUCGUCUUCGGUCUGGUUCUCGAGAAUUAUGAAGCGAAUUCUAGCGACCAAGAGAGUGACAUGGAAACUCCUAUUCAAAAAGGAGAAAUUCGCGUUGUAUGGCACCCUUCCGGCACUGAACGGGUGGUGUCCGAAAAGUCGGUUGGACUUGCGGAUCGUUCCUUGAUGCCCGGUGAUGUUGUCAGACGUUUAAUAGCUGGCAAGGAUACACAGAGGGGCUAUUGCAGAGAUAUAGAAAUGACGGCAGCUUUGCAGAUUGUUGGGACCAAGCAUGUUAUACCUAAUGUUGCUAGCGAGAGACUGCAACCAUUAGAGGAAUUUACUCCAGAUCUUGCCGUGUGCCUUGAUUCGUGGGUUGGAACUUCCAAGACUGUUCACAGCAAGUUACGCCUAGUGUCAUCUGAUGGAUCCCGUCUAGAAUAUCCUGAUCUUGACACUUGUCCAUUAGAGGACUACUCGAUGCGUCGUCGCCGUGCAACACCCUACUCAUCAUCAGAGUUCUAUCCAGGACAAGUGGUGUAUGGCCCCCUGGGUUCGUUAGAUAAUGCUAAUUGGUUGAACAUGACGAAGGAAAUGAAAGCUGCCAGGAAACACAAGAUGCAUGAUCACAAGUUCACAGUGGAAUCGGUCAUCACUGAAAGUGUAAGUGUCCACUGGCAGUGCCGAGCUUUGUGCACUAACGCUGCUGAUUCUGCUCUGCCCCAACAACCCAAGUUUAUCGUUGAAGGUGAAGAUUUGAAGAGACUGAAACUGCUCAAUGUCUUCGAGCCAUGCACCCUACAGGCUGGGGAUAGGAAUUUUCUAACAAUUGGCCCGGAAGAUUCCUUUAUAAGCAAGAGACAAUGGCGCAAACAGCAGAGUAAAUUCUUUAGGAACCUACGAAAAUACACAAGACCAUCGAAAAAGUCUUCAAAAACUGGUACCACAGCAGAACACUUACCUUCUCGUCCGAAGAAGAGGGCCUCCACCCAUCGCAAAAUUAAAGCUGGCGAGAAUGAUAUGGACAUUGAUGCAGCUUAUGAUAAGAUGAAAAAGGAUCUAGAUGAAGCUCUGGCAGCUGCGGCCAACCUCCCCAGCAUCAAGAUUGAGCCCAGCGGAGAUGUUUGUCAAGCCUCAAACAACUUGGAAGAUAAUGCAGCUGAGGAGAAAAACGAUUCCGGGAUAAGCCCUGAACCUGCAAAAGAAGAUGGGAGUCUUCUAAAUGGUGAAAGAUCUCUGGAACAACUUAAUGAUGACGAUUCUGACAAUUGGGAGAACACUAGCAGCGAUGGCAGCGAUACAGACAGUGGAGCAACAUGGUCGUCGCGUUGCUCUUCCGUUGCGUCUGGGUCGGGAAGGGGCAAACGUUCCCCACAACUGGCGGUGCGCCUUUUACGCGGCAAACGAUUGAAACGCGCCCCAAGACGCGCUCCACCCGCUCCCCCGCCCCGCAGAAAUGAACGAGUCGUCGUCGAAACACUUCACACAAGUAGCAGAGCUAACGUUGUAUGGCAGGACGGCACAAUCGAGAUGGGCAUACCGUCCACUCAGCUGUACCCGAUACAUCAUUUGGACGGGCAGGAAUGCUUCCCGGGAGAUUUCGUGGUCAACGGCGCUGCUAAUGUUGAAGAGAACCAACAGUUGAGGCACAGGGAAUAUGGUGUUGUGCAACGGGUAGACCACCACGGCCGCACAGCCAUUGUGCAUUGGUACCGGACGUACACGAGCGCUGAUGACCCAGUACCACAAAUGCUAUACGAAAGUGAGAUGAGUGUUUACGACCUGAAGGACCACCCCGACUUCCAGUACCGGCCGGGGACCGUCGUAAUCAGGGUCGCCAACUUCACUGGUGAAGACGCCAAUUGUACUGCUGGACAGGUUAUCGACAAUUUCCCGUCUGGUCGCGUGAAGGUAUGGUGGGUGGAUGGGCACACGAGUAUGUGCUGGCCACAGGAUCUAUACAAGGUAGGAGAAUACGACUCGGAAGAUGGAGAUCUUUGGGGCUCCGAUGGUUCCGCUUCGGAGGACUCGUGGGAGACUCAGAGCUCUGCGCACGAGUUCGAACCGCGCACCCCGGAGACGCCCCCGGCUGGUGAAAACGCACCGACCGGGGACCAUAUUCCAGCUCCUAUGUUGCCCCACAGCGAGGAGUCUCCCCUCAAUCUGAUGGCGGUCGGUUCGAAUAAGACAGAAUUGACGCCGCGGCUGCUGGAACCUCGGGUGGCGGCGCACAUAGAGCGUGGGCGGGUGGCAAUGCGACGCCUGGAGCAGAUGUUUGCAGAGCAUCCCACGCUCCAGAGCCAGGAGAUAAUGCGAAAACUACUAAACCUUUACAAAGACUGCCGCUUCUUGGAUCGUUUGAUGGGGACUACUUUCUUUCACGAGGAUCACUUCUUAGGUCUCAUAGAACGUGUGAAAGAACGCGGUGCAACCACACCGAGAGCUGGUGAGCGCCGCGUUCACGAACAACUAGCGAGACUGUUCGCGACCGAAUCUCAAACGGAGACCCCAGCUGAUGCUCGCGUUGAAGACCUGUUCACGAGCGAGCACGGCAAACCGAUAGUGGCAGCUAACGUCACGGAGAAAGAGGAACCCAUGGAUGUGGAUCUAAGUAAUCCAAAGAAAUCUGCAUUAAAUCUCAACUUGGAUUUGGUGCAAGCUACAUGUUCAGAAAUCAGCAUGCAAGAUGCUACAGCUAGUAAUGAAAAUUCGUCAACAAAGAUGUCCGACGCCGACGCACCUACCCGCAACGUGUGUUACAAGCUCUGCUCUCUCAUUCACGCUCAGCUUGUGAAAGCGCACGCCGAAGUGAGCCGGAGAAGGCCGAUUCUGUUAGCCUGCUUCCUAAACAACUUAAUGAUAAGGAAAGUAACGGGCGAAGAGAAGUUACCCUACCACUUUUCAGUUCAGUAUGGAGCGCUGGUGAUAUGUAUGACGGAUGAUAUCGAAAAGCAGGUGGCGAAGAGCGUGGAAGGGAAAGACAACGCGACCACUAAGUCGGAUGGUACAGGAUCAGCCCCAUCAGACACAGCUCCCCUUGCUACAGCGGAAGGAGACAUAGAAGCGGAGACACCACUGGGUGACAGCGAGAACCCAGCGGGGGGCGAAGGCUUCACCGUCUUGGAGUCUGCCCCGGCCAACCACCGCUUCCGUCUCUCCAUCCUGCAGCCCAGCGAGCCCAGGAGCUUUUACUCAGCGGUUAAGCGAGAGAUAACUCUCCUGAAGAGUGAUCUUCCUUCAGGGGUGUGGGUUCGCGGCUAUGAAGACCGAAUUGAUCUGCUGUCAGUCAUGAUAGCGGGUCCAUCCCGCACCCCCUACGAGGGGGGGCUGUUUGUGUUCGAUGUUCAACUAGGUGGGGAGUAUCCCCGCGCACCACCCUUAUGCCACUACCACUCCUAUUGCAGUGACAGGCUGAAUCCCAACUUGUAUGAAGAUGGAAAGGUGUGCGUAUCUCUGUUGGGUACGUGGUCCGGUCGCGGCGUUGAAGUGUGGGGCAAGGACAGUUCCCUGUUGCAAGUGAUCGUUUCGCUACAGGGGCUCAUCCUCAAUGCGGAGCCCUAUUUCAACGAGGCUGGCUACGAGAAGCAAAAAGGGACCCAGCAAGGCACUGAAAACUCGCGCAUGUACAACGAGAUGGUGCUCCUAAAGCUAGUGCAGUCGAUGACGAAGAUGGCGCUCAACCCCCCACAGCCCUUCCGCGAAGAAAUACUUCAGCACCUGCGCACCACCGCCGGCGACCUCUGCCGGCGUCUCGAAGGUUUAGUGGCGCUCUCCAACCAGCAGCCGACGGACAUCGACCCCCCGGAUUACCCCCUCAUACCGGCCUCGAGGGGCUUCUGUCUCACCCUUCGCUCGUCGCUCGAGUCCUUCCGCAGCGCGUUGCGCCGCCUCGAAAUCCAGUUCCAAGACGCCUUAUAG
Messenger RNA from Leptosia nina, 3981 nucleotides. The record is from the annotation of a GenBank genome assembly. NCBI's taxonomy places the organism in Eukaryota, Metazoa, Arthropoda, Insecta, Lepidoptera, Pieridae.